AUGUCACAACCUGAGGUGCCAAAAUUGACUCGAAAGGGAACAAAGAGCUGUAGCGAGUGUAGGCGGCGGAAGAUUCGUUGUAUUCGAAAGUCCGAAGACGCGGAGUCUUGUCGAAGCUGUGAAGAUCGAGGCUUGAAAUGUGUCGCCCAAGUAUACACUUCUAGGCCGGUUCACGAACAGAGACUACCGUCGCGCCAUCGGAUUGCUCUGCUGGAGUCUGAGGUUGCCAGUCUGCGCAAUGCUGUGCGUGAAAUCCAAUCAAACCUGGGUUACAAGGUGGCAGACCCCGCAGGGCCCGCUUCUAUUCAACCUCUUAGCAGCCCUGGAGACGAAGGCUCUGACGAUGAGUCCAAUGUUUCCGACGUCUUUGCGACGGAGCAACCAUCGCAUCUCCGAUCCCUAUUCCAGAAUGACUGGUUGAGUGGCGACUUUGGCCGGCAAGAUCAGCAACUGCAGGAACGCAAAGCCAAGGCAUCGGCGCAUCUUUUGAAUACGGCCAGGCAGGCACUACAACAGCUAAUCCCACGACGAGAGGACGUUCUGGACAUGGGUAGGACGGCCUCAAAAUGGAUUGAUCUGGUUCAAGCCCUGCUUCCCCACCCAUUUGCGGUGAGAUCUCAGCAAGAACUAGUAGAAAGCUAUGAAAACAUGUGCGCACCCGAUGCUGAUGCCAUGAACUUGGCUGCAUGGCUGCUUGAUCUUGCUGUCACGGCCCAGCAAAACACACAAGACCAGGGCAGUCCCGCGACGUCGCUCAAAAGGUUUCACCGAAUCUCGGAUUUCUCUCGAGCAAUAUCUGACACCGUGGAGGGUACGCUGAUAUCUCACGACCGGCUGAUGGGAACAAUACAGGGGCUGGGAAUGGCCAUGCAUUUCCUUCGACUCCAGAUAAGUCAAGGGAAUUUCCAGAAAGCAUGGAUUCGCAUGCGACAUUUUGUAGCAAUGGCAGAGCUCCUGGGGCUGCCAAAAGCAUCUCAAGUCACCCAGCAUAACGGUAUCGCUGGAGCACCAGAUCAGUUACAGGCACAGAAAAUCCAACUCUGGGAAUUCAUGUGCUCUGCGGAGAGAUUAUUGUGCAUGAUUAUCAAUCGCCCACCUGCUACUAGGCGGUUCGAACAAACAAAUACUCGAGCGCUAACAUUCAACGGUGUCGUCCAAGCCUCGGUAUACCUUAACAAGUUGACGGAUAUCACGGGCAGAUUCCAUACCCUCGAUGACCUCGGCGCUGUCCACGGAUCUGGCGCUCAAGCGUAUGCGUACGCUCUGGAGCUUGACCGAGAGCUGCGGGUCCUUGCUUCUCAGACCUCUAAGUCUUGGUGGGAACAGGACCUUGUGCAUGUCAAACCGGAAAAUCUUUGCCAACUUUUGCACCAUUAUUUCCUGAUGAGGGUUCAUUUGCCCUUUACCAUGCGCCAAGACCCAGCAGAGGGAAAUAUGUACAGCCGCUUGACUUGUAUGGAGGCCUGUGAAGCGGUUGCGCAACGCUAUCAGCCUCUGCGCCGAAUGCUUCCAUCUGGCAUUUUUCUUUCUCCAAUCAUGGAUCUGCAGGCCUUUACGGCAACCAUUGUCCUCCUCCUCACAUCCCACAGCGGACCCUCCAGCAAUCGUCUUGACUCAGAGGCGAACAAGGUCAGAGUGCAGGGCAUAGCAGCGCAAGUGCUCCAGGUCAUGGAGGAGAAGUCUCGUGAUACAACCAAUUCCAACUUUGCGCGGCUCGGCGCUCUCACCAUUCGUUCUCUCAAUGCUCUACUUCAGCAAAAUAACGAUGCUGCAGAUUCGCGUCAACUCAAUUUAAAGGUUCCUCUGCUCGGAAAUGUCAACGUUCGCCGCAACGUCGACCCUUCACACGCCCCAGCCCCAACGAACCAGCCGCCUUUCCAAGUCCAAUCAGAUACAGGCCUAUGGAGAUCGCACGAGCAGAUUGUCCACCAACAGCCUAGUAGCAUAUCUGCGAGUACGGGGCCUCACCUAGCUUUAGUGCAGACACCGGCGGAGUGGGAUUGGAAUCCUCUCUCAUGGUCAUUCGACACCCAUGACAAUUUCUUACAGGAUGCGUUCAUGGCGGACACGUUUGACCAGGCUGGCAUGUGGCAGACCAAUUACGAUAGCUUCCAAUUAAACACCUAG
Cladophialophora psammophila CBS 110553 is the source of this 2127-nucleotide messenger RNA. RefSeq lists its product as uncharacterized. The transcript has 4 exons. Bases 1 to 2127 code for a protein of 708 amino acids. Gene Ontology annotation, biological process: regulation of DNA-templated transcription. The record is from RefSeq and is a predicted model, not a curated record. Gene Ontology annotation, molecular function: DNA-binding transcription factor activity, RNA polymerase II-specific; zinc ion binding. NCBI's taxonomy places the organism in Eukaryota, Fungi, Ascomycota, Eurotiomycetes, Chaetothyriales, Herpotrichiellaceae.